Molecule: messenger RNA, 2554 nt
Organism: Ziziphus jujuba (common jujube)
Lineage: Eukaryota; Viridiplantae; Streptophyta; Magnoliopsida; Rosales; Rhamnaceae
Product: mannosyl-oligosaccharide 1,2-alpha-mannosidase MNS1
Exons: 14
Coding region: 349-2064 (571 amino acids)
Biological process (GO): carbohydrate metabolic process; N-glycan processing
Cellular component (GO): endoplasmic reticulum; Golgi membrane
Molecular function (GO): mannosyl-oligosaccharide 1,2-alpha-mannosidase activity; calcium ion binding
Source: RefSeq, a predicted model, not a curated record
ACUUGGUGGGUUUGGUUCAUCGUCCAAGUCUUCGAGGACAAAUCGUCUUUCUCUGAUUCUCAAGUCUUUCUACCACCAAAACUUCUUUUUCACCUUUUUUCUUCUUCCCUACCUUUACCGUUUCUCUUCUGUCCGAAACGUAACGUGCAUUUCACGAAACGGGAAGAAGGAAAAACCAAACUGAUCAAAACCCACUUCCCCAAUUUCCUUAAUUACGAUCAUGGUUCCUGGCAUUUUGGAUUUGUUGUCCGAUUGAAAAAAAUAAAAAUAAAAAAAAAGGGGGGGAAGAUUUUUUCUUUAUUUUCCAUGUUUUGGUUCUGAUAUUCCAAGUGGGGUUUUUGAGAUCUAAUGGCUAGGAGCAGAUCGUCUUCGAGCAAGUUGAGGUAUUGUAACCCCUCUUAUUACCUGAAGAGGCCCAAACGAUUGGCUUUGCUCUUCAUUGCGUUUGUUUGCGUGAGUUUGUUCGUUUGGGACCGUCAGACUCUGGUCAGAGAACAUGAGGUAGAAAUUCAGAAGUUAAAUCAAGAAGUGUCCCAGUUGCAAAAUUUGUUGGAAGAGAUAAAGAAUGUUGACAGCAAUGCGGUUAGAACAACCAUAAAUAAGUCAUCCAAGAAGGUUGUCUUGGAUGAUCCUGUUGAUAAUGAACGAAGAGAAAAAGUAAAGGAAGCUAUGAUUCAUGCAUGGAGUUCAUAUGAGAAAUAUGCAUGGGGCCAAGAUGAACUUCAGCCACAGUCAAAGAAUGGUGUCAAUAGCUUCGGUGGUCUUGGAGCAACUCUAAUAGACUCUCUCGAUACGUUAUAUAUUAUGGGUCUUGAUGACCAAUUCCAAAAGGCUAAAGAGUGGGUGGAAAAUUCAUUGGAUUUUGACAAGAAUUACGAGGCUAGUGUUUUCGAGACAACCAUAAGAGUUGUCGGUGGACUUGUUAGUGCAUACGACCUCUCAGGGGAUAAAGUCUUCCUUGAUAAGGCUAGAGAUAUUGCAGACAGAUUGCUGCCUGCAUGGGAUACACCCUCUGGGGUCCCUUAUAACAUUAUCAACUUGGCACAUGGAAGGGCACACAAUCCUGGGUGGACUGGGGGCGAAAGCAUCCUAGCAGAUUCUGGCACUGAGCAGCUGGAGUUCAUUGCUCUUUCUCAAAGGACAGGAGACCCAAAGUACCAGCAGAAGGUUGAGAAUACUAUAACAAAGCUGAAAGAAAGUUUCCCUGAUGAUGGCUUGCUUCCCAUUUAUAUUGAUCCUAGUAGAGGAACUGCAUCAUACUCCACCAUAACCUUUGGUGCCAUGGGGGACAGUUUUUAUGAAUACUUACUCAAAGUUUGGAUACAGGGCAAUAGAACUUCUGCUGUAAAGCAUUAUAGAGAAAUGUGGGAGAAAUCAAUGAAAGGUCUGUUGAGCUUGAUUCGGAGAACAACACCAUCAUCUUUUGCAUAUAUUUGUGAGAAGAAUGGGGAUUCUUUGACAGACAAGAUGGAUGAAUUAGCUUGCUUUGCUCCAGGAAUGCUAGCUUUAGGAUCAUCUGGUUAUGGUCCUGAUGAUUCUAAGAAAUUUUUAUUGCUUGCCGAAGAGCUUGCGUGGACAUGCUAUAACUUCUACCAGUCAACGCCGACAAAGUUAGCUGGAGAAAACUAUUUCUUUCAUGCUGGGCAGGAUAUGAAAGUGGGCACAUCAUGGAACAUAAUGAGACCAGAGACAGUUGAAUCACUCUUUUACCUAUGGCGUUUAACGGGCAACAAGACAUACCAAGAGUGGGGUUGGAAUAUAUUUCAAGCAUUUGAAAAAAACUCCCGCAUCGAGUCAGGAUAUGUUGGUCUGAAAGAUGUCAACUCUGGUGUCAAAGACAAUAUGAUGCAAAGUUUCUUUCUUGCGGAGACCCUUAAAUAUUUAUAUCUUCUUUUUUCACCCCCUUCGGUCAUCCCCCUAGAUGAAUGGGUUUUCAACACAGAAGCACACCCCAUAAAGAUCGUCACCCGGAAUGAUGGACAAAAUUCUGGAGGAACUGAAGGGAAACAGAAACCAUUGAUUAAGUUGCGGGGCAGGAAGCAAGGUCGACCGAGAGAUUACUAGCUAAUAUAUAUUACUAUUUUCUGAUAGAAGACCCUCCAAAUUUUCAGUCUUUCGUAGACAAAGAACCAAUUGAUUGAGUAUAGUAGCCCUCGAAAUUAGAUUCUGAGCUCUUCUGUUCAGGUAAUAAUGCGGCUCAACUUGUUUACGGUAGCUGGGAAAGGUGGUUUGGUUUCAUAGUUAAAAAAAAGAAAAGAAGAAAAAAAAGAAAAGGUUUUUACCCUUCUUUCACACUGAAUGGAUAUGUAAAACUUAGGUAUAGGAUAUUUGGCACACUAGGUAAAUGAGCUUUUCCCCAUUAACUUACUUCCAACUUUUAGGGAUGGACGAGUAUAUGUAAUUCUCCAUGGAAAACUGUAUUCUCUUCUUUUGUUUUUUCUGUUAUUGUUUCUGUUUCCUGUGCGUGUUGUCAUUGCUUAAACUUGUUACUUGACUUAUGUGGGGGCUGUUUUAUGACGAUGAUGUUGUCAUUAAUUAAGCUUAUCUUGAGAUA